AUGUCACCCGAAAAGUCAGGCAUAAGAGGAUGGAGCUCGCCUACUGUAACGCAUCUCGAACCAUCUGUAUCAACCAAUAUUCCACGGCGAUAUGUUUUUCUGACAGCUGCCUUAUUCCUGUCAUUGUUGUAUCAUUGGUCAGGAGGUGUCAAGCACUUCGUUCCAUCAGCGGAUCAGCAUGGAGAAGAAGAAGCUACCCUUACUGCUGUUUUUGACUGGGAAUCUCUGGAAGCCUCAACAUCGCUGAAGUACAAACCUUGUUACGAGAAGUAUCAAUGCGCUCGCCUGACCUUGCCAAUGGACUACUGGAACGGCACAACAGAUGCCACCAUAACUCUUGCUCUGAUCAGAAAGCCAGCCAUUGUGCCCGUCACCGAUCCCAAAUAUGGUGGUGCUGUCAUCCUGAAUCCUGGUGGACCUGGAGCACGUGGUAUCAACUAUAUGCUCAGGGUUGGGGAGCAGAUGACCAGUCUGAUUGACGCGCCCAAAGAUGACAAUGAAGGAAGGCAUUUUGAUCUGAUUUCAUACGAUCCAAGGGGAAUUGGUCUUUCGACACCCAAGCUUGCAUGUUUUCAUGGAAACCCUAUCCUGGAACAAGUUUGGUCUAUCCGCGACUGGGAAACGGGAUCAAUAAAUGCCUCCGAUAUUGCCUUUGGUCGUAUGUGGGCUAUGUAUAAGGCAAAAGGACAAAGCUGUGCAGUCACUACGGAAGAAGCAGACAUCAAGCGAUAUGCAACAACUGCCUAUGUCGCACGCGACGUACUGGAGAUCAUCGAGAAACACGGUGAAUGGCGAGAAAAAGAAGCAAGAAGGCUCUUGAGAAAUUACCACUACAAACCUCACGAAGGCUACGAUCCACAGCGAACCAGGUAUCGCCCGGGGCAAGAGAAACUUCUUUACUGGGGCGUCAGCUACGGAACCUACAUUGGGAGCACAUUCGCAGCAAUGUAUCCUGAUAGAGUCGAGCGUCUUGUGCUUGAUGGUGUAGUCGACACAAGCGACAAUCAGCAAGGCGUAACGUACACCGACUUGAUGGACACAGAAAAAACCAUGGAUUCAUUCUACCAAUACUGCGCGGAUGCUGGCUACCCCACUUGCGCUCUGGCGGAUUCAGAUGGUAGCACUGGACCGGCAGAAGUUCAGCAGAGAACUCUCGCCGUAAUCGAGAAACUUCGUUACGAUCCUGUACCGGUGGUAGAUCCUGUUCCAGAGGUUAUCACCUCUCACGAUCUUAGGAUGUUGGUCUUCCAGAGUCUGUACAAGCCCGUGCGCAUGUUUCCGACUCUUGCCAACACUAUUGCCGAGCUCGAAAAGGGCAACGGAAGCAAUUCUGCGCAGAUGUUAAAACCGUAUCAUUCGUUGAGCUGUCGAACGACCUCGGUCGACCCAGUGUUCGAUAUUGAUGCUGAGAUGGCAAUCUUGUGUACCGACGCUGAUGACCAAACCUCGACAAACCGCGAGGAGUUUGCCAGCUUUGCGACAAAGAUCAUGGAAGUCUCCCCAACCAUCGGCGAUAUAUAUGGCGCCGUUAGAAUGCAAUGUAUACAUUACCCUCUGCGCGCGCAAUAUCGCUACACCGGACCUUGGGACGUGACCACCACCAAUCCCAUCCUGUUCAUCGGAAACACGAAAGACCCAGUCACUCCCUCAAUUAACGCUUUUAGGAUGGCUGAACGACUCAAAAAUAGCGGAGUCUUGAUCCAAAAUUCUGCGGGUCAUUGCUCGUUGGCUGCUUAUAGUGAAUGUACUACAAAACAUGUCCGGCGAUACUUCCAGACAGGCGAAUUGCCACCAGCCAACACGACAUGCCAGCCAGACGAGAUACCAUUUGCUCUUAGCAAAGACGCGGCCCGCAGUGCUGCUCAUGCACAGCACAUGGACAUUGCAGAUGCUUUUAGCGAGUUUGGGCUAAGGAUGCGCCUGCCGGUGGACUAG
This is a messenger RNA of Aureobasidium melanogenum CBS 110374, 1935 nucleotides long. RefSeq lists its product as uncharacterized. Bases 1 to 1935 code for a protein of 644 amino acids. Lineage: Eukaryota; Fungi; Ascomycota; Dothideomycetes; Dothideales; Saccotheciaceae. The record is from RefSeq and is a predicted model, not a curated record. The transcript has a single exon.